AUGUAUAUCUGUCUGUCUUUUUCAGUGGUCACAGGAGCUACUGAUGGGAUUGGAAAAGCCUAUGCAGAAGAGUUAGCAAGACAUGGAAUGAAGGUGGUUCUAAUCAGCAGAUCAAAAGAAAGACUGGACCAGGUUGCUAGUGAAAUAAAGGAGAAGUACAAAGUGGAAACCAAAGUCAUUGUGGCAGACUUUGGAGAGAGAGAAGAAAUUUACAGUAGAAUCAAAGCAGAAUUGGAAGGCCUGGAGAUCGGUAUUUUAGUCAACAAUGUGGGAAUGUCGUAUGCCUAUCCUGAAUAUUUUCUUGAAAUUCCAGACCUGGAUAAAGUGAUCGACAAAAUGAUAAAUAUUAACAUCAUUUCUGUCUGUAAGAUGACACGAUUGGUGCUGCCCAGCAUGCUGGAAAGAACAAAAGGGGUAAUCCUGAAUAUCUCCUCAAUUGCUGGGAUAAUUCCAGCUCCAAUGAUGACGCUUUACUCAGGAACCAAGGCUUUUGUGGAUUACUUCUCCCAAGGCCUCCAUGCAGAAUACAAGAGCAAGGGCAUCAUUGUGCAGAGCGUUCUACCAAGUUAUGUGGCAACAAAAAUGGCCAAAAUCCGCAAGCCAACCUUCAGUACACCCAGUCCUGAAACGUAUGUCAGAGCUGCCUUAGGCACAGUAGGCCUGAAGUCACGGACCAACGGGUACCUAGUCCAUGAAUUGCUAAUAUGGCUCCUGUCUUUUCUACCUACAUCUGUUGUCGUUAAUAUAUCCCUGAAAAGACACAAAGAAAUGCGGUCUCGUUAUAUGAAAAAAUUGAAGAAGAAGUAAGUUGGAAGCAACUUGAUCUCGGAAGCCUGGGACUCCAUACCCUCACUGCGGCACCGAGUAGACCUAGUGUUCUAAACAUCUUCAAUCGUAGGUGUACUUUCUAACAAGCAGAACAGUUUGUUUUGAGGAUACAGGUGAAACAAGACUGUUGACUUCUAAUAGUGGUUUAAAAAUAGGCUUUAUUUGUUUAUAGAUAUUACGAGGGGGAAGUGCUUCGGGCUAAAAUUGCAUUGUGCUUUAAGAAAUACUUACGUGGACUUGAUCAGACAUUGCACUCUUGAGGAACAGCUUGAUUAUAUAGUGUCCAUCACAUCUAUGUAUUGUGUGCAUGGGUGAAGGGCAGAAAAAUAGUAGUUCUCACAUAUUCCUGGACAGGUGAGGAGGAGUGGGAAGGCAGCAUAUUUAUUUAAAAAGGCAACCUAGCACUGUUGACAGAGUAUAACUUUUUACCAGCUCAGGUUUAGGGUACUCGCAAGGACUCUGCGUUGUCAGCCAGCUCAUGAGUGCUCCCCUGCUUACACAGUCCAGUGUGAUUUUUGGUUAUGAACUUGAGGGAAAUGGGCCAAAAACCAAAAUGAGUGUAAUUGCUCAUCUAUAAAUAUAUACAUAAAAUUGCAGAAAGUAUUUAAAUUCCUGGUUGUUGAAUAUGGAUUCUAACUUUUCAGUAAUAUGUAAUCUUUACAGUUUAUAAUAACACUUUUAGAAGUUCAGUGCCUGCUCUUUGUAAUAGGUGGUGCUAACACAAUGUAGACAAAUGUCACAAGUUAUGUGUUAUGUGCUGGUUGCGGUGUAAAAGAUUACGGGCACUUUAAAUGCAGAGCUUGAAAUGAGUUACUCUCCUCAUUAGCAAUGAUGGUUAAAUUCCUUUUGAAGUAUGUAUCAGUCUUGUCUUUUUGGUGAGGCCGUUUGAGAUGUGAAUCCUGAAUAUUUGAGACAGCUUUAAAAAUGAGAACCAGUGAACUUCUUUAUACGUAGAACGUUUUUAAUUUAAUUGUGUUUAACUGAUUUGUUUCAUGGUUCUGUUCCAAAAUGAAGUGCUCCAGUGAGGCUGAGGUUACCCAACUCCGGGAGACAGGGAUCAGGGUAUAUGAGAAGUCUGCACUCUGUUGUCUGUAUUUACCUACUCUUGAAACAAAGAUUUUUGUGUUCUUUUUAUAAACAUUAAAUGUACUGAAACUUACUAGGCAAAUCAAGUUGAAAGCAGCUACUAAUGUUUUCUGUGGUGAUUUCCUAUGGUUGAAGAGUGGAGGUUCUUUGCUGUCCUUGAAAGACUAAUUUCAGGCUCUGAUUUUGAAGUAAAAUACGUUGUACUGAGACAUGAUUUGGGGCUAACAUUUCUGUACAUUGAAAAAACCUGAAUACCGAUGCAAUGGUGCUGAUCAAAUCUGAGAUGCAGAACCUAUCCCAUAGUUUUCUUAAUUUUUGGGAACAGGGAUGAUAAAGUCAGUGGUAUUAGUUCUGUAAGAGCACAUAACUUGGCUUGCUCUGGAUCUGAUGUGGAAGCAUUGGACUAAACAA
Molecule: messenger RNA, 2325 nt
Organism: Egretta garzetta (little egret)
Lineage: Eukaryota; Metazoa; Chordata; Aves; Pelecaniformes; Ardeidae
Gene: HSD17B12
Product: hydroxysteroid 17-beta dehydrogenase 12
Exons: 10
Coding region: 1-807 (268 amino acids)
Cellular component (GO): endoplasmic reticulum
Molecular function (GO): oxidoreductase activity
Source: RefSeq, a predicted model, not a curated record